CGAUUAACAUUUCUUGAUCUUUCUGACUCAAAUAUAAGUGGUGAAAUUCCUGAAUCUCUUGGAAACUUGUCGGGUUUGGAAGUGUUGAUUGUUGCUGGUAACAAGUUAGUGGGUUCCAUUCCAUCAUCCUUCAGAAAGUUGAAAGCAUUGAGAGUUUUGUCUCUCUCUUUGAAUCAAUUAAUCGGGGAAAUCCCAAUAUUUAUGGGCCAACUAUCAAAUCUGGAGAGCCUGGAUGUUGCAGACAACUUGUUCAAUGGAACGAUUUCUGAGGUUCACUUUGACAUGCUCUCAAAAUUAAAGAGCUUUAUGUAUCCUCCAACUUGAUCAAUUUUGAAUUUGAAUAUGGUUGGGUGUCCUCUUUUCAAUUGAAAUAUCUCGACAUGGGAUCUUCCAACAUUGGAGGUCAGUUCCAACAUGGCUACAAUCCCAGAAGGCAUUAAUUGGCUUAAUUUAUCCAAUUGCGGCAUUUCAGGAACUCUACCGAGCGGCAUUGGUUACAUGUUACCUCUUCUGAAAUAUUUAUUAAUGAGCCGAAACUCCAUUAAUGGCUCACUACCCGAUUCAUUGUGCAAUAUGAUAGAUUUGAUGGUUAUAGAUCUCUCCAACAAUAAUUUAUCUGGUAGUAUGUUAGAAUCUUGGCAAAACUUUCAAGGCUUAAGGUUUUUGUCAUUGUCAUCCAAUGAGCUUUCAGGCAUCAUUCCUAAAUCCAUUGGAGGUGCUGGCGGAUUGCAAUGGCUUUUGUUGAACAACAACAAGCUUUCAGGACCGAUUCCCUCCACUUUACAGGAUUGUACCAACUUAAGAGUUUUAGAUAUUGGAGAAAAUAUGUUGUCCAGUAGAUUACCUGAAUGGGUCGGAAAUAAGCAACAGUUUUUGGUUCUUAAGUUGAGGGAUAAUCAAUUUCAUGGGGAGAUUCCUCGGGCACUCUGUGAAACUUCUGAACUUCAAAUGCUAGACCUCGGAAAUAACAAGUCGACUGGAAAAAUCCCGCAUUGCUUUGGAAAUCUCUCGGGCAUGAUUGAAUAUAAGUCUCCAAGUCUAUUGUAUAAUAAUGUGUAUAGCUUUCUUCAAGUGUUCCAAGGAGCAGUGAUGGAGUACUCUCGGAAUAUAAGAUAUCUUAUUAAUUUGGAUCUUUCAUGCAAUAAUCUUACUAAGAAAAUUCCUUUAGAGAUGACAAACCUUCGCAACUUGUAUGGCCUCAAUUUGUUACAUAAUUUAUUGGAUGGAGAAAUUCCAGCAAAGAUUGGAGAUUUGACGGCUUUGGAAUCUCUUGAUCUUUCGAGCAACAAUUUGUUUGGAGGAAUCCCCAAUAGUCUAUCAAAUCUCUAUUUUCUGAGCCACUUGAACGUAUCCAACAAUAAUUUAUCAGGACAUAUUCCCACAGGAAAGCAACUGCAAAUUCUCGAAGACCAUGCAAGUUAUGAUGGCAAUCCUCAACUCUGUGGAGCUCCUCUGCCGAAGACAUGUCUUGGAAACAAUUCUCCGAAUGCUUCAAAUGCUAAAAAUUAUGCUGAAUGAGAUGGAGACUCAAUGGAUAAAAUAUGGUUUUGGGGAUUUGUGGUGGGAGGAUUUGCCACUGGAUUUUGGGGUUUCGUUGGAUUGUUGAUCUUCAAACGGAGCUUCAGACAAGCUUACUUUGGCUUUACAGAUGAGAUGGGGAACAAGGUUCUGCUUGUCACGGCAUUACUCCGUCGGAGAAUUUCAGGCGUUGCUUUUAGUUAGAAGUACUCGAGACGAACAUUGGCUUGUUUGUAAUAUAUAAACGUUUUAUAUUUGUCUUGAACUGAAGUUUUAUGUACAAUCAAUCACUAGUAAAGUUUUGUGUUUUU
Messenger RNA from Andrographis paniculata, 1829 nucleotides. RefSeq names its product receptor-like protein EIX2. Gene Ontology annotation, molecular function: protein binding. NCBI's taxonomy places the organism in Eukaryota, Viridiplantae, Streptophyta, Magnoliopsida, Lamiales, Acanthaceae. The coding region runs from base 415 to 1518 and encodes 367 amino acids. The transcript is spliced from 2 exons. The record is from RefSeq and is a predicted model, not a curated record.